AUGCCUGGGAAGAGGGGCUGGGGCUGGUGGUGGGCCCAGCUGCCCCUUUGCCUACUCCUCAGCCUUUCUGGGCCCUGGGUGCCUUCCUCCCUGGGGAAGCCCAAAGGCCACCCCCACAUGAAUUCCAUCCGCAUAGAUGGGGACAUCACCCUGGGAGGCCUGUUCCCAGUGCACGGCCGGGGCUCAGAGGGCAAGGCCUGCGGAGAACUCAAGAAGGAGAAGGGCAUCCACCGGCUGGAGGCCAUGCUGUUUGCUCUGGAUCGCAUCAACAAUGACCCGGACCUGCUGCCCAACAUCACGCUGGGCGCCCGCAUUCUGGACACCUGCUCCAGGGACACCCAUGCCCUGGAGCAGUCGCUGACCUUUGUGCAGGCGCUCAUCGAGAAGGACGGCACGGAGGUCCGCUGUGGCAGUGGUGGCCCGCCCAUCAUCACCAAACCGGAGCGCGUGGUGGGCGUCAUUGGUGCUUCUGGGAGUUCUGUCUCCAUCAUGGUGGCCAACAUCCUUCGCCUCUUCAAGAUCCCCCAGAUCAGCUACGCCUCCACAGCCCCCGACCUGAGUGACAACAGCCGCUACGACUUCUUCUCCCGCGUGGUCCCCUCGGACACGUACCAGGCCCAGGCCAUGGUGGACAUCGUGCGCGCCCUCAAAUGGAACUACGUGUCCACGCUGGCCUCGGAGGGCAGCUACGGUGAGAGCGGCGUGGAGGCCUUCAUGCAGAAGUCCCGAGAGGACGGGGGUGUGUGCAUCGCCCAGUCCGUCAAGAUACCUCGGGAGCCUAAGCCUGGGGAGUUCGACAAGAUCAUCCGGCGGCUCCUGGAGACGUCAAACGCCAGGGCGGUCAUCAUCUUUGCCAAUGAGGAUGACAUCAGGCGUGUGCUGGAGGCGGCACGGAAGGCCAACCAGACCGGCCACUUCUUCUGGAUGGGCUCGGACAGCUGGGGCUCCAAGAUCGCCCCUGUGCUGCACUUGGAGGAGGUGGCCGAGGGCGCCGUCACCAUCCUCCCCAAGAGGAUGUCUGUGCGAGGCUUCGACCGCUACUUCUCCAGCCGCACGCUGGACAACAACCGGCGCAACAUAUGGUUUGCCGAGUUCUGGGAGGACAAUUUCCACUGCAAGCUCAGCCGCCACGCGCUCAAGAAGGGCAGCCACGUCAAGAAGUGCACCAACCGGGAGCGCAUCGGGCAGGACUCAGCGUAUGAGCAGGAGGGGAAGGUGCAAUUUGUGAUCGACGCUGUGUACGCCAUGGGCCACGCGCUGCACGCCAUGCACCGAGAUCUGUGUCCGGGCCGCGUGGGGCUCUGCCCACGCAUGGACCCCGUGGACGGCACCCAGCUGCUCAAGUACAUCCGCAAUGUCAACUUCUCAGGCAUUGCGGGGAACCCUGUGACUUUCAAUGAGAACGGAGAUGCACCUGGGCGCUAUGACAUCUACCAGUACCAGCUGCGUAACGGCUCGGCCGAGUACAAGGUCAUCGGCUCCUGGACGGACCACCUGCACCUCCGAAUAGAGCGGAUGCUCUGGCCGGGGAGCGGCCAGCAGCUGCCCCGCUCCGUCUGCAGCCUGCCCUGCCAGCCAGGCGAGCGGAAGAAGACGGUGAAGGGCAUGCCCUGCUGCUGGCACUGCGAGCCCUGCACAGGGUACCAGUACCAGGUGGACCGCUACACCUGCAAGACCUGUCCCUACGACAUGCGGCCCACGGAGAACCGCACGGGCUGCCGGCCCAUCCCCAUCAUCAAGCUCGAGUGGGACUCGCCCUGGGCCGUGCUGCCCCUCUUCCUGGCUGUGGCGGGCAUUGCCGCCACGCUGUUCGUGGUGGUCACCUUCGUGCGCUACAACGACACGCCCAUCGUCAAGGCCUCGGGCCGCGAGCUGAGCUAUGUGCUGCUGGCGGGCAUCUUCCUGUGUUAUGCUACCACCUUCCUCAUGAUCGCCGAGCCCGACCUGGGUACCUGCUCUCUGCGCCGGAUCUUCCUGGGGCUCGGCAUGAGCAUCAGCUACGCGGCCCUGCUCACCAAGACCAACCGCAUCUACCGCAUCUUUGAGCAGGGCAAGCGGUCGGUCAGUGCCCCGCGCUUCAUCAGCCCCGCCUCGCAGCUGGCCAUCACCUUCAGCCUCAUCUCCCUGCAGCUGCUGGGCAUCUGUGUGUGGUUUGUGGUGGACCCAUCCCACUCGGUGGUGGACUUCCAGGACCAGCGGACACUGGACCCCCGCUUCGCCAGGGGGGUGCUCAAGUGUGACAUCUCAGACCUGUCGCUCAUCUGCCUGCUGGGCUACAGCAUGCUGCUGAUGGUCACGUGCACUGUGUACGCCAUCAAGACGCGCGGCGUGCCCGAGACCUUCAACGAGGCCAAGCCCAUCGGCUUCACCAUGUACACCACCUGCAUUGUUUGGCUCGCCUUCAUCCCCAUCUUCUUCGGCACCUCGCAGUCGGCAGACAAGCUGUACAUCCAGACGACGACGCUGACGGUCUCGGUGAGUCUGAGCGCCUCGGUGUCCCUGGGGAUGCUCUACAUGCCCAAGGUCUACAUCAUCCUCUUCCACCCGGAGCAGAACGUGCCCAAGCGCAAGCGCAGCCUCAAAGCCGUCGUCACCGCCGCCACCAUGUCCAACAAGUUCACGCAGAAAGGCAGUUUCCGGCCCAACGGCGAGGCCAAGUCCGAGCUCUGUGAGAACCUGGAAGCCCCCGCGCUGGCCACCAAACAGACCUACGUCACCUACACCAACCACGCCAUCUAG
Molecule: messenger RNA, 2739 nt
Organism: Rangifer tarandus platyrhynchus (Svalbard reindeer)
Lineage: Eukaryota; Metazoa; Chordata; Mammalia; Artiodactyla; Cervidae
Source: the annotation of a GenBank genome assembly